CACAUCACUGCUCUUCAUUUAGAGGAACGUCCCCAUUCUUGUGACCGUUGUGGCAAAUCGUUUCCCUUAAAGUGCACUUUGCAAAGGCACAUCCGUACUGUUCAUUUAGGUGAGCAACCCCACAAAUGCGAUCAUUGCGGUAGAUGCUUCCCUCAAGACGACGUUUUGAAAGAACACAUUGACGCAGUGCAUUUGAGAGAGCGACCCCACAGAUGCGACCAUUGUAGUAGUUGCUUCCUUCAGAAGGCCGCUCUGAAAAAGCACAUUGACACAGUGCAUUCGACACAGCGCCCCUAUGCAUGUGAUCAGUGUGGCAAAUCGUUUUCUGAGAAUGGUAUGCUUCGAAGACACGUCAUACUUGUUCAUUCGA
Dicrocoelium dendriticum is the source of this 370-nucleotide messenger RNA. Lineage: Eukaryota; Metazoa; Platyhelminthes; Trematoda; Plagiorchiida; Dicrocoeliidae. The record is from the annotation of a GenBank genome assembly.